Messenger RNA from Parascedosporium putredinis, 1101 nucleotides. The record is from the annotation of a GenBank genome assembly. Lineage: Eukaryota; Fungi; Ascomycota; Sordariomycetes; Microascales; Microascaceae.
AUGAGGCUCCGAAAUCUCUUUACCCUUCUCCUAUCGGCAACUGCCGUCACGGCCGCAGACCCGGCCAACUGCAACACGUCCGACAAGAAGCGGACCGGCUCCGACUUCGUGCUCCGCGAGAAGCCCGUCAACGGCAAUGUAGCAUCCCUCUCCAGCUACUUCAAGGCCCAGGGCAAGAUCGUCAGCGUAGCCGACGUGUUCGACGACGGCAACCACCAGAUGACGACCAACUCGGCCGGGCACAGGGUGUGGGAGAGCAAGCCCGACUUCGACGACCUCAACACCGCCAAGUGGGUGCCCCAGGGCAUCUCGUCCACCGCCGACGCGCUCGACGUCGGCAUCUACCAGGGCAAGGACGGGUGGGUCGUCAGCUGGCACAACGCCGACGACACGAGCGCGCGCGUCACCUUUGUCGACAAGGCGACGGGCAAGUACCGCCACGUGCUGCUCGUGUACCCGCACGCCGCCGACGACUUCCGCCCAGUGCCCGUGCACGCGGGCGGCAUCGUGUGGUACGGCAACACGCUGUGGGUGGUGGACACCAAGAACGGGAUCCGCAUCUUUGACCUCGACAACGUGUGGCGCGUGGAUGACGGCGACGACGUCGGUAAGAAGAGCGGGGGCGGGUACUCGGCCGCCGGGUACCGAUACGUCAUCCCGCAGCUGCUGUGGUACGAAUGGACCCCGAGCUUCAACUUUCAGUUCUCCUACGUCUCGCUGGACCGGAGCAGCACGCCCGACAGCAUUCUCGUCGGCGAGUACCGAGCCGACAGCGACGCCUACCCCAUCCGUAUGGCUAAGUGGGACCUUGACUACACGACGCGGCGGCUCAAGACCGAUUCGGCCAACUUGGCCAAGGCGACGUGGGCCUACUGCGUCAACAUUGAGCGUAUGCAGGGCGCUGCCGCUGUGGACGGAAAGAUCUUCAUCUCCAGGAGCAAUGGUGCCAGCGGCAACGGCGACAUCUGGGGAUGGACGCCGGCUGCCCCCGGCCCGGAGGACUUUAGCUACGAUAAGAGAACCAAGGAGAUGUAUACGGCGACGGAGCACGUUGGAAAGCGGUACAUUGUCAAGUUUAAGGCGAGCAGCGUCAACUUUUAG